Messenger RNA from Fusarium verticillioides 7600, 519 nucleotides. RefSeq lists its product as hypothetical. The coding region runs from base 1 to 519 and encodes 172 amino acids. NCBI's taxonomy places the organism in Eukaryota, Fungi, Ascomycota, Sordariomycetes, Hypocreales, Nectriaceae. The transcript has a single exon. The record is from RefSeq and is a predicted model, not a curated record.
AUGAACAAUAAUCCUGGUCAUGAUAUAAAUCUCCAAGCCCUUGAUCGCCCAAAUGAUAGGUGGAGUAUAUGCCGCGCGCAAGACGAAGAGGGAAUUCGGUUAUACAAUACCUUGGUACAGCAAUGGAACGACUGGGCUAAAGAAGACGCGGCCGAGCAAGAGGAAAACUGGUUUGAUCUGGCCUAUCGAUUGGGAAACCGCCCGGCCCAUCGACGAGCUGCUUUUGCCAGAAGUGUUGAGAAUAGGGCCCGGAACCAAGGAGGAGGGCGUGCCACAGUGUGCUGGGGACAUUGUAUCCUCGCCCGCUGGUUUUACCGAAAUCUGAGGGAAGACUUCGAGCGACAGGGAAAUCCUACAUUGAACCAAUUACAGCAGUGGUACCCAAGAUCCGAUAUCAUGGGAAAUCUUCGUUAUAAUGAAGACGGUCCCUCCUUUCCGACGAUCGGCGGCGGGGAUCCAACUCCCGUCCGAGGUAACCCAGGUCAGGGACCCGAAGAAGACUCAGGGCCUCAAGCUUAA